Messenger RNA from Neolamprologus brichardi, 569 nucleotides. NCBI's taxonomy places the organism in Eukaryota, Metazoa, Chordata, Actinopteri, Cichliformes, Cichlidae. The record is from RefSeq and is a predicted model, not a curated record.
UCCGACAGCUCAACUCGUCCCUCGCCAUGACGACUCUCACAUCAAGCCAGUGUCGCCUGGCUCCGCUGAUCCAGGUCAUCCAGGACUGCAGUCACCUCUACCACUUUGCCGUCAAGUUGCUGUUCAAGCUGCACGCCUGUCUCCCUGCUGAUACUUUGCAAGGACAUCGUGAUCGUUUCCACGACCAGUUCCACAAGCUUAAGAACUUCUUCAAUAGAGCCAAAGAGAUGAUCUACUUCAAGAGACUCAUCCAGAUCCCCAAGCUGCCUGAAUCCCCGCCUAACUUCCUGCAUGCAGCCUCACUGGCAAAACACGUGAAGCCAGUGGUGGUCAUCCCCAAUGAGGAUGAACCAGAGAUGCAGGAUGACGACGAUGACGAGCCGGAGCCGCUCAUCGAGGUCGACAACGUCACGACCUCCAGCGUACAGGCUCAGCCGCAGCAAGUGGACAUAUUUGAUCAAACCUUCGGACCUCCAAAUGGAGGCUUUGAUGACAGGGACCUCCAGAUUGAGACCCUUAAGCGGGAACUCGAGCUGUUGAGAGCAGAGCUGGAGAGGGUGAAAGCCGAG